AGUUUCCUCCGCCGCUGUCGGGGGUGCGGAGCUGAGGGAACAGGGCGAGCGCGCCACGCGCCACCCCGCCGGCUCGCCGCCCCCGCUCCGUUCUGCCCUCAGGGGUCGGCCGGGUGCCCCCUCCUCCGGCCCGGGCGGGGCCGCGAAUCACCUCAGGAGAGCCGGGAGGGGGUUCGGGGGCCGCGGCCUGCGUUCCCGGCGGGCGGUUGAGGGCAAAGGAGGCCCUCCCUUCUGACGAGGGGAGGGAGGGUCAGGAGCCCCCCACCGCCCAGCUGAGCCCGGGGCGUGCACCGGCGAGGGCCGGGCAGCCGGAGGGGCGGUUGUCUGGGGGAGGGGGCGCGGGGUGAUUCAGCGCCCGGCGAGGCGGAAGCGGCUGCAGGAGGAGGAGGAGUGGGAAGAGGCCAGUCUGCGCCUGGGCGCCCGGGGUGGCACGAGCCCGCGGCCCGAGUGCGAGGCGGAGGCGAGGAGGCCGCGGGGACUGGAGGCGAGGCCGGCCGGGCUCCCGCAGUCAUGGAGAACGCGCACACAAAGACGGUGGAGGAGGUGCUGGGCCACUUCGGCGUCAACGAGAGCACGGGGCUGAGCCUGGAGCAGGUCAAGAAGCUCAAGGAGAAAUGGGGUUCCAACGAGUUACCGGCUGAAGAAGGAAAAACCUUGCUGGAACUUGUGAUUGAGCAGUUUGAAGACUUACUAGUUAGAAUUUUAUUGCUGGCAGCUUGUAUAUCUUUUGUUUUGGCUUGGUUUGAAGAAGGUGAAGAAACAAUAACAGCCUUUGUAGAACCCUUUGUAAUUUUACUUAUAUUAGUAGCCAAUGCAAUUGUGGGUGUGUGGCAGGAAAGAAAUGCUGAGAAUGCAAUCGAAGCCCUUAAGGAAUAUGAGCCUGAAAUGGGCAAAGUAUACCGACAGGACAGAAAGAGUAUCCAGCGGAUUAAAGCUAAAGACAUAGUUCCUGGUGAUAUUGUAGAAAUUGCUGUUGGUGACAAAGUUCCUGCUGAUAUAAGAUUAACUUCCAUCAAAUCUACUACUCUAAGAGUUGACCAGUCUAUUCUCACAGGCGAGUCUGUGUCGGUCAUCAAGCACACGGACCCCGUCCCGGACCCGCGGGCCGUCAACCAAGAUAAGAAGAACAUGCUCUUUUCUGGUACAAACAUUGCUGCUGGCAAAGCCAUGGGAGUGGUGGUGGCAACUGGAGUGAACACAGAAAUUGGCAAGAUCCGGGAUGAAAUGGUGGCAACAGAGCAGGAGAGAACCCCACUCCAGCAGAAACUAGAUGAAUUUGGGGAACAGCUUUCCAAAGUCAUCUCCCUGAUUUGCAUUGCUGUCUGGAUCAUAAACAUUGGGCACUUCAACGACCCAGUUCAUGGAGGCUCCUGGAUCAGGGGUGCUAUUUACUACUUCAAAAUUGCGGUGGCUCUGGCUGUGGCAGCCAUUCCUGAAGGUCUGCCCGCGGUCAUCACCACCUGCCUGGCUCUUGGAACUCGCAGAAUGGCAAAGAAAAAUGCCAUUGUUCGAAGCCUCCCUUCUGUAGAAACCCUUGGUUGUACUUCUGUUAUCUGCUCGGACAAGACUGGUACGCUGACAACGAACCAGAUGUCUGUGUGCAGGAUGUUCAUUCUGGACAAAGUUGAAGGUGAUAGCUGUUCCCUUAAUGAGUUUACCAUUACUGGAUCAACUUACGCACCUAUUGGAGAAGUGCAUAAAGACGAUAAGCCGGUUAAGUGUCAUCAGUAUGACGGUCUCGUGGAACUGGCCACAAUUUGCGCUCUUUGUAACGAUUCCGCCUUGGAUUACAAUGAGGCAAAGGGUGUGUAUGAAAAAGUUGGAGAAGCUACAGAGACUGCUCUCACUUGCCUAGUGGAGAAGAUGAAUGUAUUUGAUACCGAAUUGAAGGGUCUUUCUAAAAUAGAGCGAGCAAAUGCCUGCAACUCGGUCAUCAAGCAGUUGAUGAAAAAGGAAUUUACUCUGGAGUUUUCACGUGAUAGAAAGUCGAUGUCAGUUUAUUGUACACCAAACAAACCAAGCCGGACAUCGAUGAGCAAAAUGUUUGUGAAGGGUGCUCCCGAAGGCGUCAUCGACAGGUGCACCCACAUUCGAGUUGGAAGUACGAAAGUUCCUAUGACCCCGGGAGUCAAACAGAAGAUCAUGUCUGUCAUUCGGGAAUGGGGUAGUGGCAGCGACACACUGCGGUGCCUGGCUCUGGCCACUCACGACAACCCACUGAGAAGAGAAGAAAUGAACCUGGAGGACUCUGCCAACUUUAUUAAAUACGAGACCAAUCUGACUUUCGUUGGCUGCGUGGGCAUGCUGGACCCUCCAAGAAUUGAAGUGGCCUCUUCUGUGAAGCUGUGCCGGCAAGCAGGCAUCCGGGUCAUCAUGAUCACGGGGGACAACAAGGGCACUGCAGUGGCCAUCUGUCGGCGCAUUGGCAUCUUCGGGCAGGACGAGGAUGUGACUUCAAAGGCUUUUACGGGUCGAGAGUUUGAUGAGCUCAAUCCUUCAGCCCAGAGAGAUGCCUGUUUGAAUGCUCGCUGUUUUGCUCGAGUUGAACCUUCCCACAAGUCAAAAAUUGUAGAAUUUCUUCAGUCUUUUGAUGAGAUUACAGCUAUGACUGGGGACGGCGUGAAUGAUGCUCCCGCCCUGAAGAAAUCUGAGAUCGGCAUUGCCAUGGGCUCUGGCACGGCAGUGGCUAAAACGGCCUCAGAGAUGGUGCUGGCCGACGACAACUUUUCCACCAUCGUGGCUGCGGUGGAGGAGGGGCGCGCCAUCUACAACAACAUGAAGCAGUUCAUCCGCUAUCUCAUCUCCUCCAAUGUGGGGGAAGUGGUCUGUAUCUUCCUGACAGCAGCCCUUGGCUUUCCUGAGGCUUUAAUUCCUGUCCAGCUGCUCUGGGUCAAUCUGGUGACAGACGGCCUGCCUGCCACUGCCCUGGGGUUCAACCCACCCGACCUGGACAUCAUGAACAAACCACCCCGGAACCCGAAGGAACCCCUGAUCAGUGGAUGGCUCUUUUUCCGUUACCUGGCCAUUGGCUGUUACGUUGGCGCAGCUACCGUGGGUGCUGCCGCGUGGUGGUUCAUUGCUGCCGACGGAGGGCCAAGGGUGUCCUUCUACCAGCUGAGCCACUUCCUACAGUGUAAAGAUGACAACCCGGACUUUGAAGGAGUGGAUUGUGCAAUCUUUGAGUCCCCAUACCCGAUGACAAUGGCGCUGUCUGUUCUAGUAACCAUAGAGAUGUGUAACGCCCUCAACAGCUUGUCCGAAAACCAGUCCCUGCUGAGGAUGCCCCCCUGGGAGAACAUCUGGCUCGUGGGCUCCAUCUGCCUGUCCAUGUCGCUCCACUUCCUCAUCCUCUACGUGGAACCUUUGCCACUUAUUUUCCAGAUCACACCGCUGAAUCUGACCCAGUGGCUGAUGGUGCUGAAAAUCUCCUUGCCUGUGAUUCUGAUGGACGAGACGCUCAAGUUUGUGGCCCGCAACUACCUGGAACCUGGUAAAGAGUGUGUGCAGCCUGCCACCACGUCCUGCUCGCUCUCGGCAUGCACCGACGGGAUUUCCUGGCCGUUUGUGCUGCUCAUAAUGCCCCUGGUGAUCUGGGUCUAUAGCACAGACACUAACUUUAGUGAUAUGUUCUGGUCUUGACUGACAGUUUUACAUAAAGAAGAUGUUUAACUUAAUCAAUUAAUUUUUUUAUUGUUUAAAGCAACUGUCUAUUUCUGCUGAAUUUUCACAUGAACAUAUUGGCUGGUGAAGGAAAUUUCAUACUCUAGAUUUUGUUUUGCUUUUCUGACUCCAGUGGGGCAAGAUUUUCCUUUUUUAUACACAUAAUUAAAGUGUCCAUUGACAUGUACAGAGAACUAACACUAUUUUAUGCAAAUAUUUUUUUGUAGAUGAAAAAGCAUGUACAGUGUUCUGUUUAAUACUCAUCCUUGUAUGAAACAAACAGUUGAGCCAGCGGACAUUGUCAGCAAGUUAAUUGGCAGCAGAUUUUAGGAAAUGAAUGUGUGUGGGUUUUGGUUUUUUUUUUUUUUUUUUUCCUAAAACUAAAUAGCAUGUAUUGUGUCUUUUGCAUGAUCAUCUGGAUUUAAUCUGAGAUCACAGUCUAAUUUUUAUUCAUAAGCCAAUUUUUCUGCACUGAGCAGAGUACUGCUACCUCAGUCAGUAUUUUUUGGUUUGCCACUUCCCUCACUCCCCCGGCCCCCGUUCACUCCCACCCCCGCUCCUGGCCCCGCUCGGCUGCUUCUCCCGUAGGUUCCGAUGGUUCUGUUUACAUCAGUCUUAACAAGAGGUAUGCCUGUUCUCGCUUGUGCAGAAAACAUUGUUCCAGAUUCAAUCGACUGGGUUCAUGUCCCCCCACGUAGUUUUUAAGGUUAUUUAUUUAAAUGUCUAAUGUAUUUUAUUGUAACAGACAUUGUUUUGCCAACAUUGCCUAUUUCAGUGGCACUUCACAAUCUAGUUUAAAAAGGAAAAUAAAACAUUUUAAAUGGACAGAAAAAUAACUGUCUUGUUUUUAAGUGGCUUAGCUUGAACUAUAACAAAUUGUGUCCAAUUUUCUCUUAAGUUCUUAGCUCAGAACUUGAGUUUUAUCGUGCCCGAGGGGAAGGAGGACGGCGUUCUGCUGCAUAGGUAGCUGUAGGAAUGAACACAUAGGCGCCUGUUGUCACCCAUGAUACUUUUUUGCAAGUUGCUGCUGGCCUGUUUUAGCCUGGUGUAGAGAACAUAAGGGGGAGUGCGUGUGUAUAUGUGUGUGUGUGUGUGUGUGUGUUUUUGUAAAAAUCUGUAAAUAGCACAUGACCAAAUGAACAUAUUGUAUAGAACUAUUUUUAUUUGAAUGCGGCACUAACCAACACCAUGGUUACUGUGAUAUGUUGCGCAUGUUUGAGAUCAGUCUUACCAACCGUGUGUAAGUCAUUAACUGUCCUAACUAUGGUGUUUUCCUCCAAUGCCUUCCAACAUCCAUCAACUAACGUGAGUAUUCCCUGGAGCCCUGAUGCUUUAGCCUAAAGGUGACUGCCACGGAGUGAGCUAGCUGUGACACUUAACGUCAUGUACUGCUGUGCUCUGUGACUGUCCCCGAGAGCAGCAGGAGUAUGGUGCGGGCUACCUGUGCGCACACGGGGCGGGCUAGCGGACCUGAGGUGUGGCGGCGGUGGAGUCCGUGCGCGGCCUUGGGACGGCGGCUCGGCCAGAUGCUGAGGAGGGCCUGGUGGGAGACAGACUCGUCAGGAGGGCGUGGCUGUGCCGGCAACCGGGCAGCCUAGUCGUGAGCCAGGGUGAAGGCGGCCUAGGCAGCAGCUCCUUCCCUGAGCCCCGGCCUGUUCUUACGAAAGUACUGGGGCAGCCCCGAGAUGCGAUAAAGGCUCAGUGUUUGGGGGAAAGUUAAUGGACAUUGAGCAAGGUGCUGCCAGCUUCCCAGGUCUGAGUAUAAGGGGAUGGCAGUCCCGGCCUGGCUCACUGAGGUCUCUGAGGAAGGGAGGUUGGUUUGUUUGGCAGAGAAUAUAGAGGGGGCAGGAGGGUGAGUUUUGCCGAUUUUGGCAUAAAAAUUGGUUGAGUGAUCAAAUGGAAGGAGCGCACCUUGGCUGCAAACCAAGACAGGAUAGGAUGUCUGAGCUUGCUGGUGUGCUGGUCCGGGGAAGCCAGACUUACCAGACAGCUUUCCCUGAUCCGGUUCCUUGAUAGAGCGGCAUUUGCAGAAGAAGUGGAACGUGGUUUGCUGCCGUCAGAGACACACGCAGCCCCAGAUGGCCCUGGGCCGGCUCUGGCCUUGUGGUUUCUCAGCUUCAGGCCUGUCCAGCCCAUGGAGGUGGUUCAGGCACCCACUUCGCUCAGCCCAGGCUGCUGGGAGCGUCCCCUUGUCAGCUCUGCUUCGGGCUCUGCUGCUGAGAAACACGCCCAUGGGAGCCCCUCCUCAGCCACAGAGCUGUCGCAGGCACAUUCCUGGCCUCGGGCCUCCCGCAGCGCGGGUCAGGUGCCCAGACCUAGCCUCACCCAGCCCUGGCAGGAAAGCACAGGCGGGCUCUUCUUUUGCUGCCGUCAGGACCAGUCAGGGUAACGUCGUUUUCAAACUCACCAAAACUUGUCUGUGUUCUCCUCGAUAGAAAGGCCUCGCACGGCUUCUUUGAUAGGGCUUGGCCGGGAAGGUGGCGACCUCACGUGCCCAGCUGGGGUCCCACUCCAGCAGCUCGUCCUUCCUCUGCACAGAGCAGGGGGCACGGGGCGCAGAGUGAGCUGCACAAGCUCCCAGACAAGCAGGGCCAGCGCCAGCCUCCCCCACAGGCGGCUGCUACCACGGCAACCCUCAGACUGGGCCUCAGCCCCCUGAAUGUCCUUGCGGUGGCGGACCUCGGGGGUAGGCGACUACAGGUGUCAGCUCUAGGUCUGUACAGCACGUGCCCGCCACCGGAGCAGUGCGCAGUGCCCUGAGCUAAGGCUGCCACACUGUCUGUUGCCUUUUUAAUGUAACCACCAAUUUUGUCAAAAACCACCGCGCAGCUAACAGUGACGGUAAUCCCCAUCCUUCUUCAGAGAGGGGGUAAGGACCGCAGCUCCCCUUCUAGAACCGGGCAGGACUAGCCCCCUGGGAGGAAGGGUAGGGAACGGGAGGAGCCCAGAGGCUUCGCACUCUGCCACGCCGCUCACCUCUGCUUCACCUUCCUUACCAUCUGCACUGCUAACCGAGAACCUCCCCUCCUCUUGCCCAUCUCCCUUCCGUUACAUCUGAAGCGGUUCCAUGUCUGCCUGGUGGGGUUCUUCUGUGAGCCAGGGCGGCCUCUGCUCUGUAGCUGGACGACAGGGGUCCGUGUUGCCAAGCCAGUGCUUCUAGCUGCUACCCUACGUAGGCAGCGCCUCAGGGACAGUUAAUCAGAAAUGCUGGUCUUGAAAUCUUAAAAGGUCAAACUGAAUAUUCCUUCUCACUAUUCCUUGUCACUAUUAAUCUUAAAUAGUUAUUCUAACAUUUCUUUCCCAUAUAUCAUAAAGCUGAUUUCCUCUCUCUUUCCUUUUCAGCAAUACUGGAGUAACCGCUUCCUAAACCAUUUUGCAGAAAUAUAAGGGUGUUCGGUUGCGUGCAUGUGCGUUUUUAGCAACACAUCUACCAGCCCUCUGCAUGAUUGAUGUUGGGGGAAAAAGAAAAAUAGAAAAAGUCCCCAACUCAUUGUGUGUUAUGUGGAGGAAACGUAUUACCAACGGGGUUUAGCUUUUAAAUCAAAAUAGUAAUUACAAAUGUACAAUUUAGCUUAAUGAAUCAGAAAGCCUCUCCAGAGAACUUUGGUUUCUUUGCUGCAAGAAGAAUGAGGUUCUGAAACCUUAUCUGAGAACUUAGAAGCCAUCAGCCAAGUCUCCAUGUUUCUCUGUGCAAAAUGUCAUAGUUUAUAUAAAUGUACAAUACUCAGUUGUAAUGCAUGCCUUCAGUUGUAAGUAGCCAGAUUUCUCUGCGCGUCAUUCAAACCUGCUACUUUUUAAUUGGCCCUGUACAGUUUGCUUAUUUAUAAAUCUAUUGAAAACACUACAGGUGUUGAAAGGUUAGAAUGUAGGCCUCUAGUUCAUAACUUGUUACUUUUUUGGAGUGUGCAAACAGCUCUUUUGCACUGUAUUAAAUGUAACUUAUUUAAUGAAAUCAGAAACCGUAGACAGAUGUUGGUGCAAUGCGACUCUUGUGAUGCAUUUAUCUUACUAAAAUGCUAACCGUCAAUUUAUCACAAAGCAUGUUUGACUUAGACUGUAAAUAGAGAUCAACUGUCUGUUUCUGUGCUGGUAACAAGCAUUGCACAGACAUGGUUUCGGGUAAAUAAAUCUAUUCUAUGAUAA
Messenger RNA from Enhydra lutris kenyoni (northern sea otter), 7803 nucleotides. RefSeq names its product ATPase sarcoplasmic/endoplasmic reticulum Ca2+ transporting 2. Gene Ontology annotation, molecular function: P-type calcium transporter activity involved in regulation of cardiac muscle cell membrane potential; ATP hydrolysis activity; ATP binding. The transcript is spliced from 20 exons. Gene Ontology annotation, biological process: regulation of cardiac muscle contraction by calcium ion signaling; calcium ion transmembrane transport; intracellular calcium ion homeostasis. NCBI's taxonomy places the organism in Eukaryota, Metazoa, Chordata, Mammalia, Carnivora, Mustelidae. The record is from RefSeq and is a predicted model, not a curated record. The coding region runs from base 511 to 3639 and encodes 1042 amino acids. Gene Ontology annotation, cellular component: membrane.